Molecule: messenger RNA, 465 nt
Organism: Pneumocystis murina B123
Lineage: Eukaryota; Fungi; Ascomycota; Pneumocystomycetes; Pneumocystales; Pneumocystaceae
Exons: 4
Coding region: 1-465 (154 amino acids)
Source: RefSeq, a predicted model, not a curated record
AUGGACUCCGACUCAUCAACCAGUGUAUCUCAAAUAACUGAGAAUCAAUGGGAUGAUUUUCUUGAAACAGAACAACCUGCUGCGCAGUGUUUAUUUUGUUUUUCUAAGUUUGACGAUACACAGCUUGUUUAUAAACAUUGUAAAGAAGUUCAUGCUUUUGAUUUACAAGCACUUCGCAAACAUUUUAAUCUUGAUUUCUAUAAUACAAUUCGUCUCAUUAAUUAUAUUCGUGAUAAAGUAAAUAAAGGAUUAUCUCCAAAUGUAAUGGCACAAGAAAAUUAUGUUGGCCAUGAUAUAUAUUUACGGCCUGUUCUUCAAGAUGAUCGUUUACUUAUGGACUUAGAAGAUGAUGAUGAUGAUGACGAUAAUAACAACAAUUACGAUAAUAUACAUACUAAUUUAAAAGAAAAAGAUAAUUCAAUACCAAAUUUAUUUAAUGAAAAAACUAAAAGUAAUAAAAUCUGA